This is a messenger RNA of Pocillopora meandrina, 9976 nucleotides long. The record is from the annotation of a GenBank genome assembly. Lineage: Eukaryota; Metazoa; Cnidaria; Anthozoa; Scleractinia; Pocilloporidae.
AAAGCUAGUCUAGUAAUGGCGGAUUAGGUAAAAAAUUCUUUGAAAUAUUGGAGAUCUGCCAGAGUUGCUGUAGUUUCUGGCUAAAAUUUAUCCCUAUCCCUCUCGAUUGUUAUCUUAAAGAAUAUAUCAGCCACAGAUUUGAUGGCUGAACGUGAAGAAGACGUCUAUGAGAGAAAGGAAAGCAAGAAAGAUAAAGGGUAUGUGGCCUUUCGAUCUGACGAUGACAGCGUCGGCGAAGAAGAGGAAGAAGAGUCUAGGUAAAUGAUCAUUGAAUUUCUGGUUGUUAGUCGCUUUUAUUUCUUACUCUUUCAGUUUUACAUGCUAAAGGAAAUAUGUCAUCAGAAUCCUUAGAACGAACUUUGUUUACAUAUUUUGAACGCCUCAACGAAUCAAUAUUUUGACCUCGCCUCGCCCUUCGUAAAAAAAUUUGAAAGGAAAGUAUUAUUUCAUAAUUUGUAACUCUACUCCACAUAAUUUUUUAUCAAUUUUUAUUUUGUCCAAUUAAUCGCACUCCGUCGAGAGCAUGAUAUUGGAUGAAUUUGACAUGCUAAUGGAGCAGUUUUUGGGUCAUUUUUGUUUUAAAACAUUUAAUGUGAUAACGAUCAAAUAUUCAGUGAAUUUCAAAGGGAUUCCGGCGAGUGUAAUCCCUAAUUGAUUCGGCGUGAUAUUCAAAUCCGUUUUCCUGUCAAUCAGGAAGUAAAGCGGCAAAAGUAUUGCUGAUUUAAUGAAUGUAUCCACGAAAACAAAGAAAAAGCAAUCACUCGUCGUUUCCAUUCAUAAAAUUGGUGCACAAUAGCUUUCCGAACAGGUGUUAGUGUGAACAAAGGUUCCUCUUGUUCUCAGCUCUUUUCUGGCCACUCCUAAACUAAGAGCAAACUCUAACAAGAAACCAAGCAACAUAUACAAAUACUCUUCAAUUUGAAUUUGUUUUCAUAUAUUUUAAACUGCUUUUUUCAUUCCCAAGCUGCAGUGAGAUAUAAAUAUGAAUUUAUCCCCAAGCACAUGUACUUAUAAAUCCAGAUGGUAAGAGUUCUAGUCCAAAGAUCUGAAUGAUAUUUUCCUUUCCACCUGCUAUACAUUUCUCUCAAAAUGAUUCUGGAUAUUAUGUUAUUUCAUCAAGAAAACACUGUCUUGCUGAGAAGAAUAUCUAUUCCCAUAAAUCAUUUACUUUGCAAUGCAUUGCAACUUUAGGGAGACGUUACUUUUAAUCACUUCUAUAGAAUGAAUAGUGAACUGCCCAAGAGGAAAUCCAAUACUAAGCAGACAUGCUGAGUUAAAAUAUGUAAAUGUAUUCAUUUUGUCUUUCCUGUGACAUGGAAGGAGACAAAAACUAUUCAUACACACAGGUUUGAUUUUGGUGAAGGAGAAAACUGAUAAUGAUUAGACAAACUUGUUUCAUCUUUACAAAGAGAUUAAAAAACUCUUCAGAAUUUGAAGGAGGAUGUUAUCAACUCUCUUCGGUUAAAAGGUGAAUUAUACUCAACAUUUAAGUAUUUGUCUGAGGGUUUUUUUUUUAUGGUAUGUGAUGAAUACUGUUUGAAAAAUUGUCUUUGUCUCAUGGUUCUUUGUGCCUCUUUGUUUUAAUUUUCAAGGCCUAAAGGCAAGAAAGUGAAGAGAGAAAAGUCAAGAUCACUGGCUCUUCGCAUAAAACCUAAAAAGCAGAAGAAGGAGAAAGAAAACAAAGAAAAGGAAAAGGAUAAGAAAAAGAAGAAGAAAUCAGAAACACUCUCACCUCCUCAGGCACCAAGUAAGCAAGGACCAAGCUGUUUUCAGAAAAAAAGGGCAAAGAAAUUAUGGCGUUCAUGUAGCCAUGUUUGAACCAGAAUGCAUCCAAACUAUUUGAAAGAUCAUGUAUAACAUAAGAAACAAAUUUUUGAUAUUGAAUUAGAUCUCAUCAGGCAUUAAUAUCUAUGUUCUGAAAGAAAACAAAAUUUUGAGGGGGGAAGAAAAUCUUUACACAAUCAUGUGCAAGGCAGUUCUUUUCUCACAAUCUUUAUUAAUGUCUAGUUCCGUUCAUCAAUGACUCUGACAGAAUUUAUUUAUUACCUCACGAAAACUCAUUUUUCCAGUGGGAAUUAAAUUUUUUUAGCUUUUGUUUUUUUUCUGAAUAGUUUUUUUAAUGUCUUGUGCAUGUAUCUGAAGCACUUGCUACCUGGAAACUGAAGAGAGCGUUUAUUACAAAUAUAAAGUGGUAGUUACAUUAGUUUUGUACUCUCUUCUCCAAGGGAAGGCUGUGUUUGGAGUUCCUUUGGAAGUUGCAGUCAAACAAUCCAGGUUCCCAGAUGGAGUAGAACUGCCAAGAGUAUUCAGAGAGGGGAUCGUUUACAUUGAAGAAAAUUGUAAGAUGAUGAGAUAAGACUGAGUGGACUUUUAAAAUAAACUUUGCAAGCAUUUGAUCUACAAAUUAGGUUUAAAUUUUUCAAUGUUAUUUAAUGUGACAUGGUCAUCUGCGGCAGGGCUUAUACCAUAAAUGCUGCCUAACGAUAGCUCAUGAAGUUUUUCACAGAAUUUAAUGUACUUUGUAUUAAAAAUAAUGUUGGAUCUUCAGGUUUGGAAAUUGAAGGGAUUUACAGAGUAUCUGGAAUGAAGUCUAAAGUAGACACUUUAAAAGAACUGUAUGACCAAGGUAUGUUCCCAUUUCUUCAACGAUUGUGGCAUAUGGCAAUAGAUUCCUUGACCCCUAAGAUAGCAUCUUAUUUCUCCUUACAGUGUCAUCCCAAAUAAAACAAGUUAUGAGAAUAAAGGAAAUGAUCACCAGCUAAAGAAGCUCUUUAUGGUUAAACAAAUUCACAUGAACUUCGUAAUGGGCGUUGCUCACCAUAGAGUCUCUGUGGCUCCGUGGUAGAGCAUCGGGACAGGGAAUCCACAGAAGGCCUGAGGUUCGAUUCCUCAUGGGGACUCAGAAUUUUUCUUUGUCCCAUGCCUGUGACAAGAUGAAAAACACCUUUCUCUACUUCUUUACUGGGCUUAAAACUUUCCGUCUCUCUUCUUCUAUGUACAAACAUGACGCUAUCAACAUUGCUGAUCCUAGCAGUAUGCAGGAUGCAUGUCAUAUAUGAACUUCGUAAUAGGUCUCCCUUACUGUAGAGUCUCUAUGGCUCAGAGGUAGAGCAUUGGAGUGUAGAAUCCGAAGGUCUGAGGUUCGAUUCCUCAUGGAGAUUCAGAUUUUUUUCUUUUUCCCAUGCUCAUGACAAGACAUCUUUCUCAAAUUCUCCUUGUCGGGAAGUGUAUAAGGAUCAAUGUAUAGGGGCCAAACUACUAAGUCUUCAUACUAGAUUUGAUAAUAUUUAUCAAACAAACAUUGAAUUAUAUUUGUAUUUUUUAAUGCCUUAUAAUUUGAACAUUUUAUUUUUAGGAAAGUCAGUGGAUCUCACAGAGUAUGAAGCUGAAGCUGUGACCAGCCUAAUCAAGCUGUACAUCAGAGAAUUACCUGAAAAUAUACUCACCCCUGCACUGCUUCCAAAGUUCAACGAAAUAUCAGGUAAAAAAAAAAAAGACAUGCAUUUACACAGUGGAUAUGAUGAAUCUCAAACCGAUAUUAGUGCCUUUGAAGGGCAACUAUUACAAACCAACAGUGGUUAACCAAAAAAACCAGUUCAGGGCACUUGUGGUCAGAUUUCUUGAAAUGAAUCUUCCAAUCUUCACUGAAAUUUGAUUUGAUUGUUAAAAUAAUUACUUGAAAUAAUUACUUUGAUUCAAUAUGUGUAAUAUUUGAUAAAUAAAAUUUUUGUCAAAAUAUUAUUUACAGCUACACAAGAAAGAAAAGAUCAACUGGAGAAGGCCAAACUUUUGUUAGCGGAACUACCAGCAUGUAACAGGACCUUGUUGGCUUGGCUGUUCACUCAUAUGUCACAUGUUAUAGAAAAGGUUUAAACAUUUGAUUUCUCUCCAUCCUAACAUCAGUAUGCAUAUUCUCCAUACUGUUCUCUAUACAUUUACUAAGGUGCUUACAAGGAGAAUUUGUUUAACAAUCAAGAGCUUCUUUGGUUGAUGGUCAUUUCAUUUAUUCGUGUGGCCUUCAUUUAUUCAUGUGAUCCAGGGGUGAUAUUGUAAGGCAAAAUUAUAUGCUAGGGUUAAAUUAAGUCUAGUUAGUUAUAACUUCACUUCACAAACCUCCGUGAGAUGUAAUAGUGUAGGCUAUUAUUAUUAUUAGGUUUGGUUGUGGAAUUUUAAUUUCAAUUUGAGCGCUUCAUGCACCAUUGAAAGUUCCAAUUGUUUACUUUGUCACACUAAAGAAUACCUGAAAAUCGAAUUUCGAUCAACCAACACAGAAAAUACGUAGAUUAAAAGAUUGUUUGAUUGUUUGUCUCACAAUGUAAGAGUCAGGCUGAUUAAUUAUGUAUUGACUGCAACAUUUUGAGUGCCACAUUGUUUGUCUUUGUCUGGUGACCAGGUCAAAAGUUUACAUCUUACACAUUUAAUGACCUUUGUGAUCUUUCAUUUUCUAGUAUUCAUCAAACAGAAUGAAUCUACAGAAUAUUGGCAUAGUUCUUAGUCCAACAAUGAACAUAGGACAUGGCAUACUGUUCAUCUUCCUAAAUUAUGUUGGUGAACUCUUCCCUGAUACAAAAAUUACAAGGUGAGUAUUGGUUCUUUAAUGUGAGAGGGUGGCCUCAGCUGGUAACCCAUGGGAGAACUAUUGAAAGUGAGUCUAGAACAAUUGCUGGUGUCCCUUAAAGUAUUUACCAGGGAUGGGGGGUGGGGUGGGAUGGAAGUAGGGUGGGGCCAGUGAGGAAAGAUUUAAAAGCGAGUUUGUGGCUGUGCUGGUUUCUAUGUUGUCUAUGUUGGUGCAGGUAAGAAGGGGGGGGGGGGGGACGAGAGAGAGGGGGAUUGGUUUUAAUAAAUGCAUCCACUUUGUUUUUGGUUUUAAGACAUUCAAUUACAAGGCUUUCUUUUCUUUUGAGUUACAAUGUUUUGUUUAUGAUGAUAGGUAUGAUGAAUCACUUACCAGGACCAUCAGAAUGGAUGAAGAUGAGGAAGAUUUACCCAGUAGUCCUGGGUAAGAAAAUAAACCGCAGUUUAUUUCAAUUUUUCUUGAUCCUGUUUGUAGCUCUCUGAAGAAAGCCACCUAAGAUGUUUUUAGUGCCUGUAACUGUCAGAUGGAAAUGCAGUGCAACAAAUUAUUUUUCCUCCCAUUCUAGAGGAGUCUUGGUCUCUCCAACUGUUGUAAAUAAAUUAUGAGAAAAAGUGGUUUAAACUAAGAGUCAGUCAAAAUAUAUCUUGGGUAGUUCUAGAGAUUGUGGAAGAUCAUUGCUGAAAGAUCAAGUGGCUCACUACUGCCUUAGCUCAUUCCUAGUUUUUUUGCUGUGAAGUGACUUGUAAGGAGUACUGUAUUUCCUCGAAUAAGCACUCGUAGCUUAUUUAAUAAAUUUUUUGGCUGAAAGAAAGGGCAGUUAUUUAAAGGAAGGUGCUUUUAUCAGGAAUCUUUUAACCUGUACUGAUUCAACUGUUAUGAAGCUUUAAAAGCUAUAAUUAUAAAGUGGCAACAUAUUUAGGUUUUGUUUGUAUCCCUAUCCUAGAAAGCAAGGGAGGAGGAGGGGGGGGUGCCUUUACAAGGGGGGUGCUUGUUUGAUAUAUUGGCCCAGGGGGUGGAUGCGUAUUCAGGGAGGGUGCUUAUUAGAGCAUGGGUGCUUAUUUGAGAAAUUACACUAUGUUUACUUGUUAGUCUAUAACAGGUUACCCUCUAGCAUUUUUAAACAAUUUUCUGACAGUUUUCCAAUACCCAUUUAAAUAUUCUUGGGUGGAGAGAGACACUGUAGGAGGAAAUAGGCUUGUCUGAGAACCGAACAAACAAAGUGACCCAGCUAAGUACUGGCAAAGAAGUUUUGAUUCUUAGUCUAGGGCAUCAACCCCAAGGUGUGCACUUCCUGGCCACUACUUUUCCAUCUUAUUAAUGCAUGGUAAUCAACAGAAAUGAUUAAUUAUGCAUCAUUGUGAAAAUUUCUGCAGUGCAAUAGCAUCAGCACUGGCCAAACAAGAGGCAGUUCUCUCUCAACUUCAUGAAGAUCUCAACAUGAAAACAGACAAUUUGCAGGUAAAUAACACUUAGUUCAGUUUUUAAUUGUUAUAUGACAUUUAUUGCCUUUAAGCCUUUAAGUGGCUCACACUCAUCUGAAUUCCAUGGCUUGAAGCACCCAGGAGUACUGCCACUCCCUACUGGAUGAGAUGUCAUGGUCAGCCCAUAGGUUUCAUCGAUCAAAUAUAACAAGGUCUUUCCUUUCAAUUACUCUUGCUUUGCAUAUUGAAUGGAAAAAAUAAGCCAUUGGGAAUGAUGCUAAUUACUGUAAAUUAUAAUUCCUAUUUUAAUUUUGUUGAUUUACGGGGUGGAGUGUUUGUUUGAGUUACAGUUUGCGGGUCAAGAUGAAAUGCUCUGGGAAGUCCAACGGAAGGUGACCCUUCUCAAGAGAAAGGUAUAUGUUAAACAACUAACCCAAGAUCUGACAGUUAAUUCUCCCUUCUAGCUGCCUUACCUUUCCUUGUAAAUUAGUUAUGAGAUUUUAGAGUUACAUCAAGACUAAAACUUCUACCUGAUAAGUUUGAGUGUUCUCUUUACCUGUUUACUGGAGAAUUUAUGGAUAUUAUAGGGAGAACUGAUACGUUAAUCACUUCUGGAAGUUAAAGGGUUAAAUGUAACAUAUAUCUCUUAGAGAGUAUCAGGUAGUUCUUUUGACUGUAAGCUCAGUGUCUUCCUUGUGUGUCUUUUGCAAAAUAGACAAUCCAAUUAUUACAGCAGGGUGGUUCUGUACGUGGUUAAGGGUUUUCUGUAAUAUUUUUAGGCAACAUAUUCAUAAUCAUUCCUAGUUUGCAAGACAGAACAUAAUUUUUCUUUUCUCUUUCUCACCCCAUAGCUUAGGAAUGCUAAGAAGAAAAUUCCACAAACCCCACAACCAGUGGAACACCAGAAAACUCAAGUUACUGUUGAGAAGUUGGAACAUCCUUUUGAAAAACCAGCAGAGGAUAAUGGUAAUUUAUUCAUAUAUGAUGGGUGAUUUCACUGGAAAGAAACAUAUGUUGAUCUGUUAAAAUAUUUCAAAUUUGUCAUAGGCUGUUUUGCCUUUAUUUUUACCAACCUUGACUUCUUGAUGUUAUUUAUUUCAACAAAAUUACUGAAAUUUUGAGACAUGUGAUGUUGAAACUUCCUCCUAACAAGAGGUCAGGUGGAGUGCACCUUACAACCCCCACCCAGCCCCUCCAGCUUUCUUCUUGACUUGUGGAGGAUAGAGUGCAAGCCAAAGAAGCCCCCUCCCCACCCCAUUAAGUUUUGUCUUGAUUUCCCAAGCAAAUUAAAUUGACAUGGCUGAAUCUUUUUUAAAAUCUAUUUUCAGGGUUAAUUGCACUUUUAGAAGCCUCUGAAGCAGAACUUUUACUUGAGCAAGAAGUAAGGGGAUGGUAAAAUUUGAUCUUUAAUUUUUUCAAUUUGCAGUGCUCCAAGUUGAAAUACAGAUUGAAACAUAUAAAGAAAUCAGUGUGAAAAUGCCAAAAGCUGCUUCAUUUACGCUUACAAACAAUUUCUCUGAGAACAAUUGAGAGGACCAACUAUUGAACAUCUGUGUAGCCAUCUAAAUAUUUUCACUUUCUUUUUUGGCAGGAGUUGACUCUAAUUGGAAAUGAGCUAAGGACACGGAUUGAAAAUGAGAGGAAAGAGAUCGAAAGAUUGAGUGUAAGUGUGUACAUUCAAACUCUUACAACCUCAAGAUUUUAGAGCAAAACCUUUUAACAGAUAACUAUACAUGUUUAUGUUUGCUCUUCACAAGAUUGAUGUUGUCUGCGAGGAUAACCUUGAAUUCAUUCAACAAUAUGAAAUAACAGAUUUAAACUAAGGCUUUAACUCUCUAACUCUCAGAAGUGAUUAACAAGUAACUUCUCCCUUCAAUAUCCAUGCAAUAUCCAGCAAACUGGUAAUGAGAAUACCCAAAUGUGUUGGACAGAAGUUGUUUUCUUGAUCUAACACCAAAUUCUGGUAACUAAUUUACAAGGAAAUGUGUAGCAGCUAGAGGGGAGAAUUAACAAUCAGAUCUUGGGAGUGAAAGGGUAAUAGGGAAAAUAUCAAGAUUGCGCCCAAUAUUGAAAUUCACAAAUUAAGAUUUUCCUGAAAAGAAAGAUUGGAAAUCUGCAAACCACUUUUUAUGAGCCAGAAUAUUUAACAAAGGAUACGCAAGCUAAAGAAUUGAACAAGUGCUUACCUUUUUUUCUUUUUUAUUCUAUUAUAAGUGUUUGAUCACCAAGUGAAAUCUUUGCCAGAUAGUUAAUAAUAUUCUAGUUGUAUUUUCUUUGCUUGUUUUUUAUGAGAUUGUAAUGUGAAAUAGAGAUGUUGUUAUCAUUCACCAGAUGGAAUUGACAGCUGCUAUGGCUGUAAGGGAACAAGAUCCAGACUCCACUGCAGACAGAAGUUCAGAAUCAGAUUCAUCUGAUAGUGAAGUUGUAUCCUUUCCUGUGGUAGUUCAAUCUCUGCCUACAAAACCACACACUUUAAGAAGAAUACCAAUAAAAUACCUUUAUAUGCACCUGGUGAAGGGCUAAUGCUCCCCCUUUAUGUCUCAUUUUUAACCUCAUUAAUAUUCAUGGGUGCCUUGGUCUCUUCAGGUGAGAGUGUUUCUGAUUCCAAGGUGUAUUUCUGCACAAGGCUUAAGGGUGUUUUGUCUGAUACACAGAGUUCUUACAGUCAUGAAUUUUAGAGAAAAAAAUUUAUCCCAUGUUGGUGAAUUUGACACACUUUAUCAGAAAAUUGCUCUUCAUUGGAGUUUUUUUCCUUUAUAAUGUAAUUUAUAAAAAUAAUUGUCACAAUUUAUCCUUUACUUCAUAAAAUAAAGGAAAAUGAGGAUGACCUUGAAAGAAUUUUGGCAGAGCUUAUUGCACAAAAUGCAGAACUGGAGGUAUGCUACAUUUUAUUAUCAAUUCCUGUUUUCCUAAAAUUCACUGUAUACCUUCUUACCAAAUGAAUUUAACACUAAUUUGAUUAAUUGAAAAUAAGAUUUUUUUAAAAUUUGACACAUUUAAUUUCUAUUUUUAAAACAGCGUAAGAACACAGAACUCUGCCGUAAUAUUCAUGAUGAAAGAGAAGUUUGUGUAGAGCUUCAGGUACAGAUCAAAAUUCUUGAAGCCAAGCAAGAGCAGCAGACAGAUCCUGAUCUCCAGGAUCAGAGCACAGAAAUCAGGUACUUUACACUGUUUCACUAUCAACUUGUCAGAACUGGGGAUUGUGAGGGUUCAUUUUAUUUCCUGUUCCUUUGUUUUUGGCAAAUUACUUUAAUUUGUUUUUUCAUCACCAAUUCUAUGACAAGAUCGUGGCAAGUAAAUUACUUGACUAUCCAUCACUAGAAAAGGAAACUUAAAAAUUGCAUUUUCUGUCUGGUAUGUUGUUAGCUUUGGAACCUUGCAUUUUUAGGGACAAAAUUGUUUUGUCUUAGAAUUCUGACAAUUUGUAUGUAAGCAAAUAAGAAAUGAAAAUCAAACUCCUAUGAAAUGUUUUAAGCUAAGAAAAAAUCUGCACAAUAACAUGUACAUUCUUUUUCUUUUCCAUUUACUUUUUCUUUUACAAGAAUUAUCAUGUGAAACUCUACCUGGAUUGUUUAUUUUUUAGCAGCUCAAUCAACACUUCCAGCUCUACAGUAACUACAGUCUGAUAUAAAAGCAUGUGCAGAUCUUGAUCUGUUUAAUGGAUUGGUUGGUUGGCCUUCAAAUGAGUGAUGAAAAACUAUCUGAGGACACAUCAGCAUCACACCACAGGCACAUCAUGUAGCACCACAGGCACACCAUGUAGCACCACUGACAGGCUAAGUACCAGGUUGUACCAUUACUUGGCCAGUUUUUGUCAUGUACUGGAUGUAAAAGCUGCACCUUAAGCCUCUAAUAAAUACUAUAGUAUUAGUUUUAUAAGCCGGUAAUGAUGAAAUGGCUUGAAUAACAGCCAGCAUAUCUGCUCAUAAAAUUGGUUAACUCAUUGCAAAUUUGAGGAUGCUCUGGACCCACAAUUCAC